Molecule: messenger RNA, 2133 nt
Organism: Plectropomus leopardus (leopard coralgrouper)
Lineage: Eukaryota; Metazoa; Chordata; Actinopteri; Perciformes; Serranidae
Biological process (GO): regulation of gene expression
Cellular component (GO): nucleus
Source: RefSeq, a predicted model, not a curated record
AGCAGCAGUUGUAGCAGCAGGAGAGGAGGCAACAAAUACCAGCAAAGACACUCCGAGGGAGAAACAGCUCAAGAGUACUGACAAGAUCAUCAAGCCACAUUUCAACAGCAGAAGCAAAGCAUUUCAAGGACUUCACCUUCACCAUUGAGCCAGUGAAAUGAGUUCUUCAGAAAAGUUGAAAGAGACGGACACAGGCGGGAGCAGACCGCAUCAGUGUCAGACGUGUGAAAAAUCAUUCAGUCGAAUAUGUAGUCUAAGAAGACAUGAACUCACCCACACUACAGAGGAGCUGUACCACUGUGAGGAAUGUGACACUGCUUUCAGUGAAGUAAGUGCAUACAAGCUACACCUGCAGACCCACACCGAAGAAAUGCCACACUGCUGCGAACAGUGUGGGAGACAUUUCAGCGACCAGAGUUCGUACAAAAAGCACCUGCGUGAUCACACUGGACCAUACCAGUGCGACCAGUGCGAAAAGACUUUCACUUACUUCAGUAUUUACAAGAUACACAUGCGUGUCCACACUAAAGAAAAGCCAUACUGUUGUGACCAGUGCCCGAAGAGUUUUAGUUUUUUAAGUUCAUACAAGCGACACCAGCUUAGCCACAGCGGAGAGAAGCCAUACCAGUGUGACUUCUGUGGAAAGAGUUUCACCCAGUCAGGGCAUUUCAGUCUGCAUCUGCGUAACCAUACUGGAGAGAAACCAUAUGAGUGUGAGCAAUGUGAUAAAAGUUUCAGUGAUCUAAGUAGUUACAGGAUCCACCUUCGUGUCCACUCAGGAGAGAAACCGUACUGCUGUAGUCAGUGCGGGAGGAGUUUCUCUCAGUUAGGUAAUUACAAAUCACACUUGCGUAUCCACACCGGAGAAAAACCUUUCCACUGUGAACUAUGCGAGAAAAGCUUCUCUAUUUCAAAGACAUACAAGCAACACGUGCGUACCCACACUGGAGAGAAACCGUACAAGUGUAAGGAAUGUGGGAAAGGCUUCGGUCGACUCAGCAACUACAUGCGCCACGUUCGUAUCCACACCGGAGAGCAACCAUACAGCUGUGACCAGUGCGGUAAAUGUUUCAACAGCUCAUAUAGUUACACUCGACACCUGCGUGUCCACACUGGAGAGAAACCAUACUGGUGUUCACAUUGUAAGAGGCUGUUUACGAGAUCACAGUCCUUGAAGAAACACCGCUGUAUUGCAGUAGAUGAAGACAGUUUUCCUGUGUGUAAAAAUGAAGAAGAGCAACUAAUCUGUUCAAUAACAGAACCGACAAAUGACAACCAACAAAAUAAUCUAUAGUGUGUAGGAGUGGGCGAUAUGCCCAAAUAUUCUGUCAUGAUAUGUGUAAUCUUAUAUUACAGUAACAAUAUAUAUCACAAUAACGUAAUUGUUCUGUUGAUUUCAUUUAGAAAUUGUUUAAGAGAAUCAUACUGUACUUGGUCACAUUUUAUUUUCUUAUAGACUAGAGCCCCUUUUUAUAGAAAAAAAUCAAAUUGAUGACUUUAUCAAAGAUAUGGUGAAUACCUUUGGAAAAAGUGGGUUGAUUCAUUUUAUUUUUUCUGUUCAUUGUGAAAAGCUGUUUUUUCAACACUAACCGUGCUAACAAGUUUGCUGGUCUGCCAAUGUCAAAUAUUUUUUUUAGCAAAACUUGACAUUAAUAUUUGUAAAGGACUGUGUUCACUUUAGAGAUGAAACCAUUAAGGCCAACGAUUAUAUGUAGGAAUCUGGAGCUCAGGUCACAGAUAGAACCUGAUAUCUGAAGUCGGGACUCGUCUGUAAGCACCUGGCCCGGGUCCAGGACUGAGUCCCAGUGUCCCCUGUUAAAGCCGUAUGUUGCUUAUGUCAUCAGUCAGUUGUUGCAGUCUUCAUCAUGUCAAAACUUCACUCAUAACACUAACUAACUGUCUCCAUCCUGUACUCAUUAAAACAUUUCUCUGAGCAUCACUGAAGAACAAAAACAUGAUCAGAUUUAAGCAGGAGGAAUAUGGCUUUGCUUUAUUUUAAUUCAAAAUUUGUUUUAGAUAUUAACAUAAAGAAUAUGUUGGAAACAUGUUAUUUAAGUUGUGGUAAUGGAAAUGUCAGGUAUAUUUACAAGCCUGCUUCCAUAACUGUUGGACGCUGUGUAAAAUGUACAGAAA